AUGCAUCCACAGACUGGUAAGAUCAUUGCCGACGCGGACAUGGACCACGCCAUGUCUUACUGCUUCGACCGCGGCGGCGGCCAGUACACCCGUCUCGUGCCGGUCGACAUGCUGCCGGUAGACCUUAAGAACAUCCCGCGCCGUGUCGAGACCGACGAGGGCAUGAUCGUCCUUCCCGUGCCCCGCCAGCCUGGUCCCGAUGGCCAGCUGGCGGAUAUCCAGCUCGAGGCCCAGCCUGUCGUCACUCCACCUUCCAGCCCCAACGGCGUCGCGACCGACAACAUCCAGUCUCGCAUUGACUCGAUUAUCAACGCCUCUCCCGGCCCCGGCGGCAGCAACUCUCUCGUCCUUGCCACUCGCGGUUUCGACGGUACCACCCCGACUCGCGCCCUCCAGCACCACGGCGGUGGCGGCGCCGGCAGCAGCGCCCGCCGGGAGAAAAUCUAUUGCGACAAAUGGAUCCAUGACGGAACCUGUGCUUUUACCCAGCAGGGAUGCAAGUACAAGCACGAGAUGCCGCACGAUCGUGAGACCCAGGAGAAGCUGGGUCUCUUCCACGGAUACCCGGCCUGGUGGAAGAAGCAGGCUCUCGACCAGCAGCGUCCGCUGGCGAUCGACGAUCGCCCUGUUAACCUCAGUGCCGGCCGCGCCGGCUUCUCUGCCCUCGGCGCGAGUGCCAGUAUGGGAAGUGGUCUGAGCACCGCUGUGGUUUCGUCCAACUGGCGUGCGGGUCCCGGCCCCGUGGGUGAGUCUGGUGUCCAGGCCAGUCCUACUUCUCCGUCCCCGACUACCGGAGGAAGCGGCAGUGUCCUUGGUCGCGGAGGCAGUGUCGGCUUCGGCGGCAGCGGUCGUGGCAACGCGCGCCAACCUCGCACGUUCGCCUCUUUCCAGCCGGCCACCUACGGCCCAAUCGCACCCCCGUCUCGCGCCGGCGGCAGCGGCAGCGGCUCCGGCUCCGGUUCCGCGACUGCGGCCACCCGCAGCACCCGGGCUCUGACUGUCUCGUCCGCGGCCAGCACCGGCAACGAGGACGGUGCCGCCGCCGGCGGCGCCCCGUACAACCACCACACCCACCAGCAGCAGCGUUCCUCCGGCUUCGACUCCGGCAACCCGUUCGCGCCGCUGGGCGACCUGAACCAGUCGGGCAGGGCCGCCAGGGCCCGCCGCGACGAAAGCAGCAGCGCUGACACCACCGCGGACGGCGACGAGGAGCAGCGCGGUGCCCCUCUGUGA
Messenger RNA from Diaporthe citri, 1233 nucleotides. RefSeq lists its product as uncharacterized. Gene Ontology annotation, molecular function: metal ion binding. The transcript is spliced from 4 exons. Bases 1 to 1233 code for a protein of 410 amino acids. Lineage: Eukaryota; Fungi; Ascomycota; Sordariomycetes; Diaporthales; Diaporthaceae. The record is from RefSeq and is a predicted model, not a curated record.